Messenger RNA from Trichoderma asperellum CBS 433.97, 621 nucleotides. NCBI's taxonomy places the organism in Eukaryota, Fungi, Ascomycota, Sordariomycetes, Hypocreales, Hypocreaceae. The record is from RefSeq and is a predicted model, not a curated record.
AUGACCCAAAACGUUGCUCUAAUCCUGGGCUAUGGGCCUACAGUUGGGGUCGCCGUUGCUCAAGCAUUUGCAGCAAAGGGCUACAAAAUUGCAAUAGUCUCCCGCAGAAAUAGAGACUCAGAAAGCGAAAAAGACUAUCUCCAGAUUCAGUCAGAUCUCUCUGACCCUUCCUCAGUUGAGCUUAUUUUCUCCAGAGUUAUUAGUGAAUUUGGUCAUCCAAGUGUUGUGCUCUACAAUGCUUCCUCAUCUACUCUAAUGAAUUCUUCAACAGCGCUAUCGGAACAGGUUGCAGCUUUUCAAUCUGAUAAUAAUGUUAAUAUUGUGUCUGCCUAUGUUGCAGCGCAGUUGGCUAAUAAAUCCUUCGCUAUGCUCCCCCCACAGUCAUCAAAGACGUUCAUUUAUACCGGAAACAAACUUCCUUUCAUGAUUGUGCGGCCGCUAUUAUUCCACGGCGUUGGAAAGGCUGGCUCCGCACACUUAUUACAUUAUCUCGCAGAAGAGUACAAGGAUUCCGGAUACAAACUGGACGGAGACCCAGUUUAUGCCGAUAUUGAUGGUGACGCGCAUGGCAUAUUUUACACCCAGUUGCCUGAUGGGGAAUCCAAAACGAUGCUGUGGUAA